AUGCAUGUGGAUCUUGUCGAAGACUCACCUUCUUUGAACAUUGUGAAUCUCUUCUUUCUUUCUCUCUGUCUCUUCUUUCUUUCUCCCUGCCUCUUCUUUUCUUUCUCCCUGCCUCUUCUUUUCUUUCUCCCUGUCUCUCUUUUCUUUCUCCUCGUCUCUUCUUUCUUUCUCCCUGUCUCUCUUUUCUUUCUCCUCGCCUCUCUUUUCUUUCUCCUCGCCUCUCUUUUCUUUCUCCCUGUCUCUCUUUUCUUUCUCCUCGUCUCUCUUUUCUUUCUUUCUCCCUGUCUCUUCUUUCUUUCUCCCUGUCUCUCUUUUCUUUCUCCUCGCCUCUCUUUUCUUUCUCCUCGCCUCUCUUUUCUUUCUCCCUGUCUCUCUUUUCUUUCUCCCUGUCUCUUCUUUUCUUUCUCCCUGUCUCUUCUUUUCUUUCUCCCUGUCUCUUCUUUUCUUUCUCCCUGUCUCUUCUUUCUUUCUCCUCGCCUCUCUUUUCUUUCUCCCUCGCCUCUCCUUUCUUUCUCCUUGCCUCUUCUUUCUUUCUCCCUGUCUCUCUUUUCUUUCUCCUCGCCUCUCCUUUCUUUCUCCUUGCCUCUCCUUUCUUUCUCCUUGCCUCUCCUUUCUUUCUCCCUGUCUCUUCUUUUCUUUCUCCUCGCCUCUCUUUUCUUUCUCCUCGCCUCUCCUUUCUUUCUCCUUGCCUCUCCUUUCUUUCUCCUUGCCUCUCCUUUCUUUCUCCCUGUCUCUUCUUUUCUUUCUCCACGUCUCUCCUUUCUUCUUCCUCUCUCUUCUAUAAAAUCACAAAGAACUUUUUUGUUUUCGUCUCUGUUGGCCUUUUCUUACCCCCACAUUUUUGUCAGAAACGGAAUUUUCUUUCGUUUCUGUCAUUGGUUCUCUUUCCCUUUUCUAGUUGCUUCCGUUCCUGGCACUCGCUUAUUGUUGCUCUUAACUUUGUCCUCGCUUGACUCCCCUCUUUUCUUGUUUGUUCUUUUCAACCUUGCCGCAGCUCCCUCUCGGCCCACUCCUCGGGUCGCCUCCUUCCUUUUUUUUUUUUUUUUGCCUGUUCCAUUUACUCUUGUCACUUCUUCCUCUGUUGCCCUUCUCGUUUCUUGCCUUUUCCUUUUCCAGCCGUUGCUUCUUCCUCUUGUUUCUGUCCUCUGUUUUCCUUGCCUAUUCUUAUCGCUGACCAUUAGUUGUCUUGUCAGUUGCGUUACCGGUUGUCUCCUCUUCUUCUUUCACCUCCUCUUCCUUGUCGCUUCUUUUCCUUCCUCUUCCUUGUCGCUUCUUUUCCUUCCUCUUCCUUGUCGUCGUCUCUUCUUUCUCCUCCUCCUCUCCUCUUCUUUCUCCUCCUCCUCUCCUCUUCUUUCUCCUCUGCCUCCUCCUCGUCGUCUCCUCUUCUUUCUCCUCCUCCUCCUCCUCCUCCUCGUCGUCUCCUCUUCUUUCACCUCCUCUUCCUCCUUGUCUCCUCUUCUUUCUCCUCCUCCUCGUCGUCGUCUCUUCUUCUUUCUCCUCCUCCUCCUCGUCGUCGUCGUCUCUUCUUCUUUCUCCCCCUCCUCCUCCUCGCCGUCUCUUCUUCUUUCUCCUCCUCGUCGUCGUCUCUUCUUCUUUCUUCUCCUCCUCCUCGUCGUCUCUUCUUCUCGUCGUCUCUUCUUCUUUCUUCUCCUCCUCGUCGUCUCUUCUUCUUUCUUCUCCUCCUCCUCCUCCUCGUCGUCUCUUCUUCUUUCUCCUCCUCCUCCUCCUCCUCGUCUCUUCUUCUUUCUCCUCCUCCUCCUCCUCGUCGUCUCUUCUUCUUUCUUCUCCUCCUCCUCGUCGUCUCUUCUUCUUUCUUCUCCUCCUCCUCCUCCCUUCUUCUUUCUUCCCCCCUCCUCCUCCUCGUCGUCUCUUCUUCUUUCUUCUCCUCCUCCUCGUCGUCUCUUCUUCUUUCUUCUCCUCCUCCUCCUCCUCGCCGUCUCUUCUUCUUUCUCCUCCUCCUCGUCGUCUCUUCUUCUUUCUCCUCCUCCUCCUCCUCCUCGUCUCUCUUCUCCUCCUCCUCCUCGUCUCUUCUUCUUUCUCCUCCUCCUCCUCCUCCUCGUCUCUUCUUCUUUCUUCUCCUCCUCCUCCUCCUCCUCCUCCUCGCCGUCUCUUCUUCUUUCUCCUCCUCCUCGUCGUCUCUUCUUCUUUCUUCUCCUCCUCCUCGUCGUCUCUUCUUCUUUCUUCUCCUCCUCCUCGUCGUCUCUUCUUCUUUCUUCUCCUCCUCGUCGUCGUCUCUUCUUCUUUCUCCUUCUCCUCCUCCUCCUCGUCGUCUCUUCUUCUUUCUCCUCCUCCUCCUCGUCGUCGUCGUCGUCUCUUCUUCUUUCUUCUCCUCCUCCUCCUCCUCGUCGUCGUCAACAGCGAACUGUAGUGGAAGCAAUAAAUAAGCCCCCGUCACUGGAGUCGAUCGAAGUAUCUAUCUCUACGUUGAACAUUGCUACCUCCAUAUUUUAUCUGUGGUUAUUGUUUUUUUUUCUUCUUUGUUUUUCAUUAUUUUCCUUUCUUAUAUUUUUCUUUUGUUUCUUUUUCUUUAUUCUUUUCAUUUGA
This is a messenger RNA of Acanthosepion pharaonis, 2544 nucleotides long. NCBI's taxonomy places the organism in Eukaryota, Metazoa, Mollusca, Cephalopoda, Sepiida, Sepiidae. The record is from the annotation of a GenBank genome assembly.